CAAUAGUUUUAGAAGAUUAUCUAGAAUUAAAAAAUAUCAAAAUUAUGGUAGGCUGGAUGUCUGCUUAGAAAGUGUAUACAUCCCCCGGACGUGACAUCAUGAGCCUGAACCGGAUGACGUGUUUAAAUCAACCCCCAGCUCAGCUGUUGUGCUAACGACUGACAAAUUAAGUUUUUUUUUCGCCGUUAUAUACCAUGUAUAUACAUUUAGCAGUUGAUUGUUUGUAACAUUAGAUUAUCAGAAUAUCCACCUUUAUGGUCUCACGAGAAUAGAAGUCGGUGUAAAUUCAGUUGAAGCCUAUUUACGUGGAUUAUCAUACCAGACUGGUGAAACCCCUGGUCUUUUUUUUGCUAACGAUAGCUGAAAGACAGCUAGCUAACGUUACUAGUGUAACGUAGCUAGUUUAUACCACAUUAUCACAUCGACCUCGACAGUGGACUCAUUUUAACAGUUUUGUGAACAACGAAAGCGCCGUCACGGAGGAUUCAUUUGGGGGAGGGCUAGUGUACUGGCUAGCUUGCAACGUUAAUCAGAUAACCAGUUGUCAUCGGUGGUGGGUAGCAGCAUGGACUUUGAAAAUGUCCUGGCAAUGGCUUCUCAAAACCAGGGCCUCAGUAGCCUUCCGAAGAGAUACAGUUUACAAACUGGCCCACCGAAAAAGGAUCCCAGAGUUAAAGGCGUCAAUUCAGCAGCCGUUCAGGCUUUCUUGAAGAAACAAGAGGCUGACCAGAAAAAGAAAGUACAAAAGAUGAAGAAGGAGAAAGAGGUACUUCAGGCGAAACGUGAGGAAUUGAAAACGGAUAGAAAGGCUCGCGCGAUGGCGUCCCGCACAAAGGAUAACUUCCAUGGUUACAAUGGUGUCCCCAUAGUGGAAGUUCCAAAGAAGAGAAGGUCCAGAGGAGAGGGCAGAGAGGAUGACAACCAGAGGGGUGAAGGGUAUGAAGAUGACGAAGAUAACUAUGAGUAUGGAGAGACGGAGUCUGAAUCUGAGCCGGAACAGGUUCCAGAGAGGCCAGCGGCAAAGAGCCAGUUGUCCAGCAAGUCCGUAUCUAAACCAGUGACUAAGAAACCUGGGGGCCCAGCUAAAGCUGCACCCCCGCCUAUGAACUUUGCCGAGUUGCUGAAGCUUGCCGCGAAAAAGCAGCACGAACCGGUUGAGAUAAAACCAGUGCCAAAGAAGAGUGAGGAGCGGCCGCUCAGCGCAGAGGACCUGAGGGAGCUCGAGAUCGAACGCAGGAUCAAGGAACGGAGGCAACAAGAGAAGGGGCGCGACACCAAGUCCGAGCUCAAAAGCAAAGCACAGCUCAACUCGAACACUCACAGGAAGAGUGUCCCUGAGAGAGACAGCAGGGGAGGCAGCAAGCCACACAAGAGUCUCCCGGAAAAAUCCUCCUCCAGCGAGUCCAGCAGGAAGCCAAAGCCCCACGGCUCCGGAGAGCGGCCACACAGCUCAGCCAAGACGUCUCUGUCGGACCGACCAAAACCUACCUUAAACUCCUCAGGUUCCUCAGGUGGCAGCAGAGCGCCGGCAAAGGCCAGCUCGCAGGUAUCUGCCAAACAGCCGGCCGCCAGGCCCUCCUCAAGCCAGAGACCCAACAGCUCCACAAGUGACCUUAACCCAAGGAAAGGGAACCACCCACCUUCUUCAGGUAAGCCAAGUUCUUCUGGGACCAGACCCUCGGGUGCCAGCCAAGGAGCACAGCGCAGCAGCUCGGGCCAGAGUCGACCUGGCCAGGGCAGCUCGGACAAAGGGUCAUCUUCCGGGAGGGCAGAGCACCAGCGACCGGGGGGCAGCCAUGGCAGUGCCCCCCGGCCGAGUAGUAACGGACAAAUGCGGCAGGUGUCUGGUGGAGCCGCAGGAAAACUGGGAGGCGCAGCACAGCAAAGACCAGGGGGAAGCUUACAAGGGAGGCCUGGGAGUAGCGUUCAAGCAAGGCCGGGGGGUAGCGUACAAGGAAGGCCGGGGGGUAGCGUACAAGGAAGGCCGGGGGGUAGCGUACAAGCAAGGCCGGGGGGUAGCGUACAAGGGAGGCCUGGGGGUAGCGUACAAGGGAGGCCUGGGGGUAGCGUACAAGGGAGGCCGGGGGGUAGCUUACAAGCGAGGCCUGGGGGUGGAGGGCCUAGGCCUGCAGCUGCUGGAGGAGUGCCUGGGAGGGCAGGGGGAGGUGGUGGGCCCUCAGGGCCUGGGCGACCAAAGUGUACUGUGGUGGCCGAGACCAUCUCCUCUAAGAACAUGGUGCCAAAACCUGGAAUGGCUCCCAGACCAGGAAUGCCGCCUAGACCCGGAGGACCCUCUAGACCAGGAAUGCCACCCAGACAAGGAAUACCAGCAAGACCUUAUGGUCAGGGGCCCCCUGCUAGGCCUCCUGGUGCAAUGUUGCCACCCAUCACGUCUGCCUACAAACGACGAUAUGUUGAUGACGAUGAGGACGAUGAGGACCCAGAGAUGGAUGACUUCAUCGACGAUGGAGGAGAGGAUCAAGAUGAAAUUUCAAAACAUAUCAGGGAAAUCUUUGGCUAUGAUCGGAACAAAUACAAAGAGGAGAGUGACUAUGCAUUGCGGUUUAUGGAGAGCAGUUGGAGAGAUCAGCAGAAAGAGGAGGCCAGGAGCCUGAGGAUGGCUGUGCUGGAGGAUGAAGAGGAGGAGCGACGUGAACUGGAAGAUCUCAGACGCCAAAGCGCCAAGAAAAGAAAAUUAAAAUGAUGUUACCAGCCCCCUGUUUAUUGCUGCACCGUACGCUCGUGUGGUCAACUGUUUUUUUUGUUUUGUUGAUGUGGGACAGGGACUUUAACGCUACUAGCACAGUGAGCUUGAACGCAUCUUUUUUUCUCUCCCACCCACAAUUUCCCCCAUUUUAGUUUACGCCUGGGCAUCAAGGAGGACGAGGAGGAGCUGCGUUUGGAGGAGGAAGAGAACAAACGGAAACUAGCGCUCUUGAAAGCCAAACGGAGAAAGAUCUAGGGGCGAGACGACAAAAGAAAAACAAAACAGAAAAUCCGCUUUAUAUGAACUUUGGGUCAAGGAGGAAUGUUAGUGAGGAACAGGUGACUCUUGCUGCUCUCACUUGUUGUAUUUUUUAUUUAUUGGAAAUUCCCCUGAAAGGGAGCAGUUUUGCACUACGGAGAGCGCCUUGUCUUGGUGAAUUACACUGAGGAAAAUAAUGUAAUGAAAAGCAAUCGCAGACUUCAUUUUUGUACCGACAGCAAAUCAUUCAUAUAUGUAUGUACGUUUGGAGGCCUUACAUCUGACUGACAUUUCUUCAAACAGAUCAGACACCGUGGAGAUCAUUUUAUUCUAUUAAUAUAAGUAUGGUUAAGUGAAAACUGCCAUUUGUUUGAAUUGUACUGCGCUAUUUUUCUUGUUAAAAGUGAUUUGUCGAA
Alosa sapidissima (American shad) is the source of this 3381-nucleotide messenger RNA. RefSeq names its product SPT2 chromatin protein domain containing 1 (gene spty2d1). Gene Ontology annotation, biological process: nucleosome assembly; regulation of DNA-templated transcription. The record is from RefSeq and is a predicted model, not a curated record. Gene Ontology annotation, molecular function: DNA binding; histone binding. The transcript is spliced from 6 exons. Lineage: Eukaryota; Metazoa; Chordata; Actinopteri; Clupeiformes; Clupeidae. Gene Ontology annotation, cellular component: nucleolus. Bases 566 to 2704 code for a protein of 712 amino acids.